CCCUGAUGCGCAGAGUCAACUGUAGCUCCUCUACCAACAUCCCAGCUUGAGAAGGCAGGCCUUGGAGUGGGGUGGACAAACCUGCCAGAUCAUCCACUUCAUGUGUGUGAACUUUCUCCUCAAACACACCCUUUUCAACUAGUUUUGCAUACAACAGGUCUUUUAACUCCUGUUUUUUUGUUUUUGUAGGCACAAACACAUCAUAGAACUGUGCAAUUAACACUAAAUCUGCUACCGUGCAGUUAUCUAGUAUCUCAAUGGAGGGUUCCUGAGUAAACAAUUCGAAUUGACUCUCCAUUGUGAAUUCCAAACAGACAAACUGUCAACCAGAAACAUAGAAUGUAUGGAAAUAGCCAUGCUUACCCGACCCGAUGACAAGAACAGAAAGACCGGAUGAACGAGCCCCCAAAUAUAUUAUGCCCAGACCUAGGGGAACCUAGGCGCAGCAUAAAAUGCACUCUCCCCACUUUUCCCACUCCCAAGAACAAGGACACCAAAACAGAGAAAGCCUUUUACACACCGGAGUAGCAAAACCACAAAACAAAGAAAGCUUUUAACACAAAAUCUUAACUAUCAAAUGAGAAAAAUAAACGUACAAAAAUCUUACCUACUCUAAUGCACAAACAGGAGAAAAGCAAAAUAAAUAAAGCGUGUUUAACAAAGACAGGUUUAGUAGCUUUUCUCACAACACGGGAGAAAGGACCGGCAUACGGUAUAACUAAGCAAUCAGUGUAACAGGACAGACAUCGCAGCGCAGAUGUGUGUUGGGAGUAGGAGAAGUCUAGUCGGUGAGAGGCCGAGGAACUGCACGGCUGCAGUUAAAUAUCCUCUCUUCUUCAGUUGGACCAAUCAGCAGGUUGAAGGUAGCUAAUCAGCUUAACGGGCACCACCUGUUGCUCACACACACACACACACACACACUCAUAGACACAGGAGGGAAAAAUGUCCACACACAUGACCUAACGACCCAGGGUCGUAACACAAUAAAAACAUUUCUUUCAACACAUUGGCAUAAAUAGGCUUCCAUACUUCAGCCUUGUGUAGCGAGCACUCACGAUGUUUCCACCAAGGCCGCAUCAUUGAGCAUUGCAUUGGCAAAAGGUACCUUUGCACACAAGUACACAGUCUCAAGGACAGAAGCGUGUUCAACGUUGAAGCUGAUGACACAGCUGUGAUUCCUUUUUUUUUUCUCACACCUUAUAUAACGCACCCUUACAAGCAUCACCCACAUGCUGCUUUUCUAUGCACACUUGCACAUUACUGUGAGGUUUUGACUCCAGGUAUUUUCAUGGAAGCAAUAAAGCAGCUACACACACUCAGUCCUUUUUCACUCACACAUGCAGGGCAGGAAGCAAUGCUCUCUGUCCGCAAUGGGGAAAUAAACAUUCUCCACUGCUGUAUAGAGUGUGUUUUCACUUCUAAAUCAAUAAAAAAGCACAAUUCAUGUUUGCAGCACUAACAAUGCUAACCGUUUGUGUUCUUUUUCAUGUUAGCGGGUCACACUCUGGAUCUGUUGGAGCCGCUGGUGAAGUUCCAGGUUGGUCUAAAGAAACUCAACCUGCACGAGGAGGAACACGUGCUGCUCAUGGCCAUCUGCCUGCUCUCCCCAGAUCGCCCUGGAGUCCAGGACCACGGUCGCAUCGAGCAGCUGCAGGACCACCUGUCGGAGGCGCUGCAGGCCUACAUCCAGGUGAACCACCCGGGCGGACGCCUCCUCUACGCCAAGAUGAUCCAGAAGCUGGCCGACCUGCGCAGCCUGAACGAGGAGCACUCCAAGCAGUACCGCUCCCUCUCCUUCCAGCCCGAGCACAGCAUGCAGCUCACCCCGCUGGUGCUGGAAGUGUUCGGCAGCGAGGUGUCAUAGCAGUGGAGGAAGCCCGCUCACACACACACACACACUCACCACACAUCACAGGAAGAUAUACCGACCCCUGCCGCCUUCUUUUCCCCGACGGAACCCCAGCUCUGAUAGACACAAGGAAGAAGGAUGGAUAAUCCCGUAGGUAGAUGGUCACCUUCACCUCCUCCUCAUCGUCACCUGACCUCGAGCGGCAAGGCUCCGGAUUUACAGAUUUAAGACACCUGGAUAUGCUCUGCAUUUUUGCAGCACCUUGGAUAACCAGAUUAUAUUUUAACCUCUGGUACACAGUACCACAUUAAAGGUCAGGCAGAUAUCCUGACUCUGGAGUAGAUCGACAUCCUGAUCCUCUCCGAAAUUCGCAAAAUCAAAUGAAAUAUCGCCUUUUUCUGCUCACCUCCUUUCCUUCCAGACUUCACUGCUAGAUUCCUGCCAUUUUCUUUUUGUUUUGACAGCGUGACGGAUGUGACGUUCACAUCCCCUUAUAACCUUCAUCCUCAUAACAAGUGCGAGGAAUACAUUCACAGAUUUACAUCUAUUAACCACGCUGGCACUUCUUAGGUACAAAUUAUACGCAAGCAAUGUUCCUACACCUAGAUCGCUAUGUUGAUUUAUCGACAGCAAAGAUAUCCAAAUAUAUUAAACAUCAACACAGCCAGCUAGCUUACGAUAAUAUAGUGGAAAAACUUUAAAAGAUGCUUGGUUAAGACAGGCUGUGUUUUCUGUGUAUGUGCAGCUGGAGAAAAGAAAGGAAGUUACAGUAGGAAUGUUUCAGUGUGGUAACGGUGACAAGAGAAGUGGGAUUUGGAGUCACGGAGGUGUGGUAGCUGGAGGGAGGGAUAUGCUACGGUUGGAAUUCCCUGUUCACAAGACAAAGGGAAUUUCACAAAACAAGAAUGUAUGUAUAAUGCUAUAUAAAUAUAAAUGAUACGUAUA
Molecule: messenger RNA, 2794 nt
Organism: Notothenia coriiceps (black rockcod)
Lineage: Eukaryota; Metazoa; Chordata; Actinopteri; Perciformes; Nototheniidae
Product: vitamin D3 receptor B-like
Exons: 2
Coding region: 1487-1864 (125 amino acids)
Biological process (GO): positive regulation of transcription by RNA polymerase II; negative regulation of transcription by RNA polymerase II; cell differentiation
Cellular component (GO): nucleus
Molecular function (GO): vitamin D response element binding; nuclear receptor activity
Source: RefSeq, a predicted model, not a curated record